GUACGGCUGCAAGCUGAACGUGGAGCGGGCGAAGCGAGUCCUCGACGCCUACUACACGGUGCGCGCCACGGCGCCCGAGUUCUUCAGGGACAGAGACCCCCUGUCGAGGGACAUGCAGCUGUGCUUCCGGGCGGUGCACUACGUGCCUCUGCCGACGCUGACGCCUCUCGGCUACCGACCGACGCUCCUGCGCCUGGCGCACUGCGACGCCAGCAAAUUCGACGUCCGCGUUCUGACGACGCGCAUCGUGAUGUCUCUGGACGCGCGUCUGCUCGAGGAGCGCUGCCUCAGCAACGUCAUGCUGAUCGACCUGGAGGGCUUCACGAUGGGCCACUACACGAGGGCGUCGCCCACGCAGGCGACAGUGCGCAAGGCGCUGCUCUGCAUACAGGACGCCUUCCCCAUGCGGCUAGCGCAGGUGCAUCUGAUCAACGUCCCUGCGUUCAUCAACAACGUCAUGAGCUUGUUCCGACCCUUCCUCAAGGAGAAGUUCUUGAACAAGAUUUUCUUCCACUGCUCCGGCUACGAGGCCCUGUACGAACACGUGCCACGCGAGGCUCUGCCCCGGGAGUACGGAGGCAAGCUAGACUCGACCCAGGACCUCGCGGACAGGUGGAACGAGAAGCUGGUGUCACUCCGCCCCUGGUUCCUGCGGGAACAGCUGAUUAGCCGGUCGGACGAGACGCGGCGCCCGCCGGGCCUGCGCACUGACACCGCCUCCGCCCUGGCGUCCGACCCAGACGUUCACGGAACCUUCAGACAGCUGAGCAUCGACUGACUUUGUGUAACGCCGAGUUAUGGCGCGUCUCUUAACGCGAAACCGUCCAAUAAACAUGUGUCCACCCCUCGUGUCGUAAUCUUAA
Messenger RNA from Zootermopsis nevadensis, 863 nucleotides. Its product is annotated as alpha-tocopherol transfer protein-like. Gene Ontology annotation, molecular function: phosphatidylinositol bisphosphate binding. Gene Ontology annotation, cellular component: membrane. The record is from RefSeq and is a predicted model, not a curated record. NCBI's taxonomy places the organism in Eukaryota, Metazoa, Arthropoda, Insecta, Blattodea, Termopsidae.